GCUCAGAAGCCAUCCAAGAGAAAAUUAACAAAAAGGACAAAGGGGAGGGGGGGAAAAAAACCCAAAAAUAACAGUAAUAUCUCUCCAGCCACCACUCCGGCCGCCGGAAUCUUGCGGAAUCUCAAGAUGCCGGCCAAAUUUUCCGCUUAUAGAAACCCUCCGUCAUUCUGAAACCCUAGUUUUGACGUUGGUCAUGGUGGGGUUUUCUCUGUUCCCGAUGAAAAUCUCGACUCGUCUUCUGUGGAGUACCAGCUUCUUCCGCCAUAAGUUCAUCGUCUUCUUCUAAGAAAAACCCUAGCUUUGUCUCCCUUCGUUCGUAUAAAGUUCGUUCUGCUGAUUUUCUUGUAUAGCCGUCGGGAAAAGAAUCGAAUUUGGUUGGAUCCGAGGCGUAAUAAGUCAUGGAUUCUGGCCGUCUGAUCUUCAAUUCCUCUUCCUCUUCUUCUUCUUCUCGCCAUGGGCACAUGCUCUUUCUCGGCCGAUCUGGGAACUCGAUCUUUCAAGGUGGGAGCUGGAUGGCGGGCAUGGAGGAAGCGAGCGCAAACAAGCGUCGACCCUUCUUCACUACUCAUGAAGAGCUUCUUGAGGAAGAGUAUUACGACGACCAACUCCCUGAGAAGAAGCGUCGCCUCACUACCGAGCAGGUGCAGCUGCUGGAGAUGAGCUUUGAGACAGAGACCAAGCUGGAGCCUGAGCGCAAGACUGAGCUUGCAAAGAAGCUCGGGCUACAGCCUCGGCAGGUGGCCGUCUGGUUCCAGAACCGGCGAGCUCGUUGGAAGAACAAGCAGCUAGAGAGAGGAUUUGAUCGUCUGAAGGCGGCUUAUGAUUCCCUUUUGGCUGAUCAUGAAUCUCUUCUUACAGAUAAUGCUCGCCUUCGCUCUCAGAUUACCACCCUCGCUGAGAAGCUCCAGACCAAGGAACUCACUGUGGCCGAGCCUGCUGGUGAGUCUGUCACAGGUAGCAGAAUGGGUGGCAUGGUGGAUGGAGACAGCCUGCAGCUCGUCGACAGCAGCAGUGGGUCAGAGUCCUACUUCCACAACACCUUCAGCGGCCACUGCAUCGUGGAGGCUGUGGGUGGUGGCGGGGUCCACUCUGAGGAAGAUGAUGGAAGUGAUGAUGGAUGCAACAUUGCUCGAUCUCCUCUGUUCUGUUGGUAAUUUGUGUCAUAUGUCUGCAUUACCUGGUAUGUGGUAUAUAAGUGGCAUGGAAUAAGUAUUCACGUCCUCAUUAAAGAUAAGACAUUUCUUGCUUGGUCAAGGAAUCCAUGUAAAAUGCUAGCAAAACAACUUAUUUGGUACCAAUUUCAAUAUAUCUGGUAUGUUUGAGGUCAAGGAAUCCAUGUAAAAUGCUAGCAAAACAACUUAUUUGGUACCAAUUUCAAUAUAUCUGAUCUGUAUGAUUCUGUGGU
This is a messenger RNA of Asparagus officinalis (garden asparagus), 1405 nucleotides long. Its product is annotated as homeobox-leucine zipper protein HOX16-like. Gene Ontology annotation, cellular component: nucleus. The record is from RefSeq and is a predicted model, not a curated record. The transcript is spliced from 4 exons. Gene Ontology annotation, biological process: positive regulation of DNA-templated transcription. Gene Ontology annotation, molecular function: sequence-specific DNA binding; DNA-binding transcription factor activity, RNA polymerase II-specific. Lineage: Eukaryota; Viridiplantae; Streptophyta; Magnoliopsida; Asparagales; Asparagaceae. The coding region runs from base 399 to 1154 and encodes 251 amino acids.